This is a messenger RNA of Brassica napus (rape), 2301 nucleotides long. RefSeq names its product calcium-dependent protein kinase 28. Gene Ontology annotation, molecular function: calcium/calmodulin-dependent protein kinase activity; ATP binding; calcium-dependent protein serine/threonine kinase activity. NCBI's taxonomy places the organism in Eukaryota, Viridiplantae, Streptophyta, Magnoliopsida, Brassicales, Brassicaceae. The transcript is spliced from 11 exons. Gene Ontology annotation, biological process: peptidyl-serine phosphorylation; intracellular signal transduction; protein autophosphorylation. Gene Ontology annotation, cellular component: cytoplasm; nucleus. The record is from RefSeq and is a predicted model, not a curated record. The coding region runs from base 202 to 1659 and encodes 485 amino acids.
AGGAAAGUGGAGGGGAGAUUUCGUUUCAUGAUUCACUCGCUCUUUGGCUUUGACCAACUCAACCCUCUUCUCCUUCCUCUCUUCUUCUUAUUUUUUUUGUUUGUUUAUUAAAUCUUCAUCCACCAUCCCACUCUCUCUCCCUCAACUCCAAAUCCAUGCUCUCUUUGGAAUCGCUCUCUCCGAUCUUAGCAUAAUAAGCCAAUGGGUGUGUGUUUCUCCGCCAUUAGAGUCACCGGUGCCAGCAGUAGCAGACAGACCAACAACAACAACAAGGCUCAUAAAGGAUGCAAGAAACCUACAGAGAAUAAGCCAUCUACCACCACCACGAACACGAAGCGGAGAGCCACCGGGUCCGUCCCUUGCGGCAAGCGCACCGAUUUUGGAUACGCCAAAGACUUCCACGAGCAGUAUACCAUAGGCAAGUUGCUAGGUCAUGGUCAAUUCGGGUAUACUUACGUUGCCAUCGACAAGUCCAAUGGCGAUCGUGUCGCCGUUAAGAGACUCGAUAAGAGUAAGAUGGUUCUUCCCAUAGCGGUUGAGGACGUGAAGCGGGAGGUUGAGAUACUUAAAGCUCUUUCAGGCCACGAGAACUUUGUACAGUUUUACAAUGCUUUUGACGAUGAUGACUACGUCUACAUUGUUAUGGAGUUGUGCGAGGGAGGCGAGUUGCUGGAUCGGAUUUUAUCAAAGAAAGAUAGUCGUUACUCCGAGAAAGAUGCAGCCGUUGUGGUUAGACAGAUGCUCAAAGUCGCUGGAGAAUGUCAUCUCCACGGCCUUGUUCAUAGAGAUAUGAAACCUGAGAAUUUUUUGUUUAAAUCAACUCAACUCGAUUCGCCUCUAAAGGCUACAGAUUUUGGUUUAUCCGAUUUUAUCAAACCAGGGAAAAGGUUCCAUGACAUUGUUGGCAGCGCCUAUUAUGUAGCUCCAGAAGUACUUAAGCGCAGAUCAGGCCCUGAAUCAGAUGUGUGGAGCAUUGGUGUGAUCACCUAUAUUUUACUCUGUGGAAGGCGCCCUUUCUGGGAUAGGACUGAGGACGGUAUUUUUAAAGAGGUCUUAAGGAACAAACCUGACUUCCGCCGCAAACCAUGGUCAACUAUAAGUGACAGCGCGAAAGAUUUUGUUAAAAAGUUACUUGUCAAAGACCCUCGAGCACGUCUAACUGCUGCUCAAGCCCUGUCACAUGCGUGGGUUAGAGAAGGAGGGAACGCCACUGAUAUCCCUGUCGACAUUUCUGUUCUCAACAACUUACGUCAGUUUGUGAGAUACAGCCGUCUUAAGCAGUUUGCUUUACGGGCGCUUGCUAGUACACUCGACGAGGCAGAGAUUUCUGACCUCAGAGAUCAGUUUGAUGCAAUUGAUGUGGAUAAAAACGGUGUCAUUAGUCUUGAGGAAAUGAGACAGGCACUUGCCAAAGACCUUCCUUGGAAACUUAAGGAUUCACGAGUUGCUGAGAUCCUUCAAGCGAUUGAUAGCAACACUGAUGGGUUAGUGGACUUCACAGAGUUUGUAGCAGCAGCUCUACAUGUUCAUCAGCUGGAAGAACAUGAUUCAGAGAAAUGGCAGUUAAGAUCAAGAGCAGCUUUUGAGAAAUUCGACAUUGACAAAGAUGGGUACAUCACGCCCGAGGAGCUUCGAAUGAGUGUAUAUUUGUUUUCGUGAAUUUUAAUCAGCAUACGGGAUUAAGAGGCUCAAUAGAUCCACUUCUGGAUGAAGCAGACAUAGACAGAGACGGGAAGAUAAGCCUGCAUGAGUUCAGGAGACUUCUAAGAACAGCGAGCAUAAGUUCGCAGAGAGUUAUUAGCCCUGCAGGCCACAGGAAUCCUCGGUAGUUUUAAAUGGUAUUUUUAAGUAGAAGAAGAAGAAGAAGAAGAGGAGACAGGGCAGUGUGAUUUGUUGUUGGGAUGUAAUAUUGUCUUUAUAUGUAAUGUUGGCUGUACAAUAAGUGGGGGGGUUUUGGGAGAGGUUCCAGUAGUGCUAACUGAGUGAAGCAGCAAAACCAGAGAAAUGGUAUUGGCCUCUUGGGUGAUUCCUUGAAAAACAUCAGGAGCAUUCUUUUGGGUCAUCACCAGGUGGAGGAAGUUAUGGAAGGCCACGUGGCAUACACUGAGUGGACCAGAUCCAAUUUUAAUGACAAAAAGUAAGAAUUUGUUUUUUGUCAACCAAAGAAAGAAAGAUAGAUUCCAGCUGUAACUUGAUUCUCUUGUAAUAUUAUUGUGAGUGUGACCAAACGAACACACCAUACAGACUUUUUCUAUUAUUUUCCAUGAUCCUCCAGCCAGGAUCGGAGUGGAUCUCUCUCUA